AUGGGUACUGACCACGAGAGUCAUGUCUACAAAUCAAUGGCUAUAUCGUCAAGGGAAAGCCCAUGCUUCGAAAGCAAGCCCGAGACUGGCAACAGUGAUACCUUAACAAAUAAAGGGCUCGACAGUUCUUUGAUAAAAACCAAUGAGGCAAUACCGCCUGAUAUAUAUUUAAGCUCUGUUUCAAAACACUUGCCAAAUUCUUCCCAUUCCGACAGAUCUCGACAUUCACUGAUUGCAGAGUCUAAUGACCGGGUAAUGGACGAGGAUUUCCUUUUAGGGGCGUCUGUAUGCCCUACGACGCUUCAACAUCCUACUCCUGACCUACAGACUUUGCAGGGUGCCUACGCAGGAACUGUCGAGCAUCUAGAGAGAACAGCGGAACGCCUAAGUAUAACUUCGACUAUUGAAGAUGCUAUUCAAAAGCUUCAUGACAAACAGAUACAGUCAGACAGCCGAUGUUCUUCAUUGUCAUCAUAUGAUAAACCAAUUCACUCCCGUAAUACAUCUGAUAUGCCAUCCAUUAUUGAACAAAACAAUACCACACUCUCAGAAGACUUCCCACCUGUAGCGAGUUUAGAGUCCUUAGAAUAUCCUGUGACAACACUGCAAUCCGCACGAACACGAACAUAUUCUAAGGGUCCGGGAAUACCUAGGUCUAUACCAGAAAAUAGUAAGAGGCAAUCAAAUCCCUCUGCCAAUGAAUCGAAUUUAAAUUCUCCACUUUCACAGUAUUCGAACACGAAGGCUAUACCGAACAUUGCGGAUGGGUCAGAAACUCCCACUCGACCAACUACAAAGAUAAGAGAGAGCUACAAUACCGGUAAUAUAACAGGAGCUGGGCAUGAAAGUGAAGCAAGUAAACAGGCUGAAGAAUUAGGAAGCCAAGUAAAUCCUAGAUCAGAAAUUGUUCCAACUGAUAUAAUUGAGAAAAUGUUUGCGAAUUUUGAUGGCAUUCAUUCUGAACAGAGCUCCACACAUAAGCUUUACAAUAGUGUUGGAAGUGAGAAAGAAUUAAAAGAUGCAACAAAAAGCAAAUUCUUGUCGUCAGUCACCAAAGAUCGAAUGUCAACUUCAUCUAUUGUUGUAGACCCACAAUCAUACACAGAUCCAACAACGGGUCAUCAAAUGGUAUACUACCCUGCUCCAGUGCCGAUAAUGCUAAAUCUUCCGCAAAAAUUGUCCAACAAGCCGCCAUCAGCAUCACGUUCUCAUAGAAGAUCACAAGUUGAUAACAUGAAUGGAUCCAGACAAAAUCUCCCGUACAAUAUGACUGAAAUUAAUGCUGCCGAAGCUGGCGAAGAGAGUCAUGCGCGUGAUUUUUUCUCACAAAACUACACAACUAAUAGAGUCAGCACAGCUACCCAGCGUAUCACUCGAGACCUCGCGAACCUGCCUCCUCAACUACGAGCUAGCACGUUCUUUGAGACACAGAGUAGUCCUACGCCAGUCGUUCAACUGAAAGAUCAGUCAGCGGUAGCUACUCUAGAUAGCAUCUUAGAUGCUUCAGCUCAUGCGCCUGUUAGCGCAUUCACGGAUCAUGCCUUCGCUGGUGCAUUGGGUCCCGAGGUGUAUGGGAAAAAAAUUGUAUCGAGCCGCCCUAAGACAUCUCAAGUAGUAGAACCCCCCAAAAAACGUGUAAGCUCCUUUGGGGGUCUAUUUUUUUCUAGGAAAAACAAAAGUGGAGAAAAGAUAGACCCAUCCAAAAACCCAGUCCUAACUAUAUCACCUUCCGCCCAAGAAAAUCAUGAGAACGGAGAAGACUCAAAUAUUAUGGAAACCAUAAAUGGACAAGAAUCUGAGACAGGCGAAAAUUUACUCUGUGAAUCUAUUGACGAAAACCAUGAUGAUGAGCAUGAGGACGAAUUAUAUCAAAACCCACCUACAACGCUACUAGCUGAACUACACUUGCGUAAGCAGCGACAGAAACAACGAACCCAACCCUUAACGAAAACCUUUCCAAAUGGUAUUCACUCUACUCUACUAGAGCUGGAUACCGCCAUACAAACUGAGCAAAAAUCUCGGAGAAAAUAUCGAACUGUUCUGGCUUGGGAAGAUCCAAUGGCGUUAGAAGCAGAAGCAGCUAUGCAAGAAGAUGAUGAGGUUCCCCUUGCCAUGCUUUAUUCGAUGAAAGCAGCUGAAAACCGUCCGUUAGGUCUAUUAGAACGCCGUGAGCUAGAAGAUAACGAACCACUCAGUCAGAGGAGAAAUCGACUCCAAGGUCGAAAUCCAGCUUCACCUCGAGUAAAUUCUAAGAGUAAUAUUCCCUCGCCUUUUUCUGUAGAAGAAAAAGAGGAGACGCUCGGUGACAGGGCAAAGCGGCUUAAAGCUAAGAAUGCGAACCUUGCGUCUCCUCUAACUGCGGGCGAAGACUUUUCUAAUGGUGUUCUUGGACAAUUCGGUGGAAACACCGCUGAGCCAAAAGGAAACGAAAACCCAAUUACUUCUCCAAGGCCUGGAGAUGAAGAAGAGACACUAGGCCAACGCCGGAAACGGCUUCAAGCAGAGCAAGAAAAUAAAACCCGGGAACAAAAUGUGAACCUACGAAUACCAUCACGACAGACACCUAAACCUGAUUUACAACAUCGAAGAAGCAUGGCAGAUAUACUAGCCGCACAUCCGGCUUCAACUAAUGUUGCUCAGAAAUGUUACGAUCAGCCCAUUGGCGGAUUACUUGCGAUGCAUGAAAAACAAGUAGCUCGUCGAUCAGCCUGUAUGCACAGCUUUGAUGUAUCCUCAGCUCUCCAUAAUUCAAUACAAAAACCUUCACUAACCCACCAAUCUUCAACUCAUGGAUUUAAAGCCGGGCUGUACAAUGACGGUAAUGGCGGUGGCGGAAAUGGGGGAAUGGAGCUGUCACAACAGGUUCCAUACGGUUCAGGCAAGUUCAGUAACCAAAUGGUUAUUCAACAACCUAAUCCAGGCUACUUGGCUCCGCAAAAUGCGCUUUCAAAAAUGACCGGACUUCCGACAAACAUAAAUUUUGGAGUGAAUUGCACUAACAACCCAAUAACGGCAACCAAUAUACCGUCCAAUCUCUUAGGCUUCACCCCAAAUUCAAAUAUGAAUAUACCACCAACAAGUCUACCAAUUCCUCAACCACCUCAACAGGGGCAAAUAGAUAUGAUAGAGCGGUGGCGACAAAAUGUUAUGCCAUCAACAAAGCCAACAAUUUAA
Molecule: messenger RNA, 3174 nt
Organism: Blumeria graminis f. sp. triticale
Lineage: Eukaryota; Fungi; Ascomycota; Leotiomycetes; Helotiales; Erysiphaceae
Source: the annotation of a GenBank genome assembly